AAAAAUCUUGUCGAGAGAUGUUACAUCUACAUUUCAGUUUAGGCCUUUCAUCCAAGCACUAAACAACAAUUUUUUGUUUAAAUUCUUUGUGACGGUUCAGACAGAAAAUUUCAAAAUUGUUGGUUUAAAAUGUUUAAGAAUUCCGCGUUAACUCUAAUACGGAUCACAAAUGACUGCUUUUUCAGUCGCUGCCUACAAUCCACCGCUUGCAGGUUUCUUCACUUUAAGGUUCAAGCUAAUUUAAAAAAUGAAGACAUCUGCAAGCCCAAUGGCCUUCCUAAAAAAUUUGAUGACGGCGCGAUCGGAAAGAAUUAUGUACUGCGCCGAUAUCUGGACGAUCUGAAGCAGCAGCAGGCACGAAGGUUAAUGGAAGAAGAACGUAAAGAUCUUAAAUGCCUGAAGCUUGCCAAAGAGAUCACAAUGGCUGGUAAAGAUUGCGACGAUCCGUGUAAGAAAAAGGAUCCAUGUGAGAAAAAGGAUCCUUGUAAGAAAAAAGACCCGUGCAAGAAGGAAGAUCCGUGCAAGAAGAAAGACCCCUGCAAGAAGAAAGACCCCUGCAAGAAGAAAGAUCCGUGCAAGAAGAGAGACCCGUGCAAGAAAAAAGACCCAUGCAAGAAGAAAGACCCUUGCCCGAAAAAAGAUCCUUGCCCAAAGGAAGAUCCUUGUAAGAAAGAACCUUGCCCGAAAAAAGACCCCUGCAAGAAAAAAGAUCCCUGCAAGAAAAAAGACCCCUGCAAAAAAAAUAAAGGUGGUGAUAUGAAAAAGAAAUGCAAAAAAUUAGCCGAAAAGGAAAAAUGUAAGAAACUAGCCAAAAAAGAAAAGAUGAAGAAAAUGCAGAAAAAAUGCAAAAAAUUGCUUGAGAAAGAAAAAUGCAAGAAAAUGGCCAAGAAAGAUAAGUGCAAGGAAAAGUAAAUGACCAAAAUGAGAAAUUUUACGCCAACUCAACAAAUUUUUUAAUUCUUUUUACACAGUAUUUAGAGGAUCAAAAUUAAAAAUUUGUGUUUUACAGCUUG
Molecule: messenger RNA, 1013 nt
Organism: Drosophila gunungcola (fruit fly)
Lineage: Eukaryota; Metazoa; Arthropoda; Insecta; Diptera; Drosophilidae
Product: sperm-specific protein Don juan-like
Exons: 2
Coding region: 130-912 (260 amino acids)
Source: RefSeq, a predicted model, not a curated record